Messenger RNA from Acanthaster planci (crown-of-thorns starfish), 1416 nucleotides. RefSeq names its product NADH:ubiquinone oxidoreductase complex assembly factor 5 (gene ndufaf5). Lineage: Eukaryota; Metazoa; Echinodermata; Asteroidea; Valvatida; Acanthasteridae. Gene Ontology annotation, molecular function: S-adenosylmethionine-dependent methyltransferase activity. Gene Ontology annotation, biological process: mitochondrial respiratory chain complex I assembly. The record is from RefSeq and is a predicted model, not a curated record. Gene Ontology annotation, cellular component: mitochondrion.
UACUAAACUAUAUGUACAGAAAUAACUAACAUAAAGUUGUAGCUAGCUAGCUCACGUUGAUUUGUAGCCGCAAAUGAUGCGACUGUAGUGUAACUGUAAGCUGUCGUGUGGGUAUGCCAAGCCAGAGAAAAUGGGAAUGAUGAAGGUUCAGUCCUCUGCACACAGUCUGGCCAGGAUGCUCCAGCACACAAGGCUUGUCCAGCUCAGUCUGGGUACGAUGGCAUCUACCUCACCCUGUUGCCAGUACCAUCACUUUGUGAUGGGAGACANGUGGUCAGCUGUUGUCAAGAUGUCUCAGGAUGUCACAGUUUUUCCACAAACGAGGGCUUCUAACAGUACCAUCUGACCGGCAAAGAUCAUGCUUAAUGAGACGUGUGCCUGAAGAAAUCCAUUCAGUUAACUUGAAACUGUCAAAGAACCAAAAGGUAGCCUGGUCACCUGGCAUUUUGCCAGUGCGCUCCAUGCAUCCCUCAGGUCCUAGCAAAGAGAGGGUAAUGAAUGUGUUUGACCGUCGAGCUAAGCGAGUGCAGAAGGAUAGGGCUGCAUUAGCAAAGGAUGCUCAUGUGUAUGACUACCUGAAAGAUGAGGUAGCUUUCCGGGUUGCAGAUAGGUUAAAAGACAUAACUAGGAGGUUUGAUGUUGCUCUGGACCUUGGAUGUGGAAGGGGUCAUAUAGAAAAACAUAUUUCCAAGAAAGUUGUCCAAAAGCUUUAUAUGACGGACCUGUCCAGGAAUAUGCUGGAGGCAGCCCGCACACCGGAUGGCAUCCAGUGCGUCAAGGUCCAUGCAGAUGAAGAGUUUUUGCCUUUCCGCGAUGACUCACUGGAUCUUGUAGUCAGCAGUCUGAGCCUUCACUGGGUGAACGAUCUUCCAGGUGCAUUACGUCAGGUACUGCAGGCACUUAGGAGUGACGGUGUUUUCAUCGGUUCCAUCUUCGGAGGGGAUACUUUGUUUGAGCUGCGAUGUUCCCUCCAGCUUGCAGAGCAAGAGAGAGAGGGGGGCUUUGCUCCACACAUCUCCCCGUUCACAGACAUGCAAGAUCUUGGUAAUCUACUGACAAGAGCUGGGUUCAGCAUGCUGACAAUCGACAUUGACGAGAUUACGGUGAACUACCCAUCCAUGUUGGAACUGAUGCAAGAUCUGAAGGGAAUGGGGGAGAGCAAUGCAUCAUGGUCUAGGAAGAGUGUCCUUCACCGUGGCACUCAAGCGGCAGCUGCCGCCAUCUACAAAGACAUGUACGGUAAUGAGGAUGGCUCGGUACCAGCAACGUUUCAGAUCCUCUACAUGAUAGGCUGGAAGCCACAUGCAUCUCAGCCCAAGCCAGCGAAACGAGGCUCGGCGACUGUAUCUCUCAAGGAUUUGGAUAAGCUUUCCAAAACCGGUAGGCCGACAUGAGGAAGCUUAUACCCAGCCAAAC